Messenger RNA from Magallana angulata, 1783 nucleotides. RefSeq names its product ADP-ribosylation factor-like. Lineage: Eukaryota; Metazoa; Mollusca; Bivalvia; Ostreida; Ostreidae. Bases 1 to 579 code for a protein of 192 amino acids. Gene Ontology annotation, cellular component: plasma membrane; cytoplasm. The transcript has 4 exons. The record is from RefSeq and is a predicted model, not a curated record. Gene Ontology annotation, biological process: vesicle-mediated transport; intracellular protein transport. Gene Ontology annotation, molecular function: GTPase activity; GTP binding.
AUGGGAUCAUUACUGACUAGACUGUUAACUGCAUUCGAGUCCUGUUUAAAGACAGAGUACAAAAUUCUUAUACUUGGACUAGACGCUGCAGGCAAGACAACAAUUCUUUACCAGUUCAAACUGAACGAGAAGAUAGAGAGUAUCCCUACCGGUGGGUUUAACGUGGAGACCGUGUCACCCAUGAAAGGUGUGUCCUUCACCGUCUGGGACGUCGGGGGUAGUGGACCAGUCAUACCACUACAAAAACACGCAUGGUCAGUACCGAUCUACGAUAUGAACAGUUUGAUAUAUGUAGUGGACAGCGCUGACAGAGAUAGACUCUCAGAGUCACGUGAAGAACUAUUUGGGAUUUUGGAGAACGAUGAGAUGAGGGGAGUUCCUGUGGUGAUCAUUGCCAACCAACAGGACCGACCAAAUGCUCUGAGUACAUCUGCUUUGACUGACCUUUUGUGCCUAACCAAGCUAACCUCUAGAAAAUGGUUCAUACAGCCCGCAUGCGCAAUAAAUGGUGAAGGACUUCACGAGUCCAUAAACGAAUUAGUAACAUUAGUUAAAGAAUUCAAAAAAGUUUCGAGAUGAUCACUUGAGGACUUUUUGUCGUUAAGAUUAAUCGACGUCAGGAAAAGUCGCUGCUUUUUUGCAAACGUUGCCGGUAAUUGUGUGAUGCAUCAUCAUGUAAUAUUACGCAUCUUGCCUUCAGUUUACUACUACCAGUACCACAUUAUGUACAUUACAAUUCGUUAAUGCAAAUACAACUAAUUUACUGUUCAAUAAUUUAACUACUACCAGUAAAACAAUAAGUACAUGAACAAUACAGUUCGUUAAUGCAGAUCCAUACAAAUAAGUUACUGUUCAAUAAUUUGACAGUAUAAAUGUCACUGAGGUAUUUGUUAUUGUAUACAUGUAAUUAAUACUGUUUAUUAAACAUUGACAACACCCUUCUUGGAAAAAUAAACACUGCCUAUUUUAUAUACAUUACAUCGUGAAUCAUUCUUUAUUUCGUUGUUUGUUUUUUUUAAUAUAAAUUUUCAGAAUAGAUAAAGGUUGUGAUAUGGUACUGGAUUGAGGUUUCAGACUUUCUCCAAUAUAAUGCACAAUGCACACACGAUAUUUAUAUGUGUAAAGUAUUAAAAUCUUCACACUUUUACACAUCAUGCUAUUGUUGUAAAGAACCAAAGACUUAGUGCUAUCAUAAAAGGUGCUAAAUCAUGACAAAAUGUUGUGAAACGGGUGCAGAGCAUUGGCUAUAAGCAUAAGGCCUUUGUUUAAAACAUCUUUCUAUUAGUUAUACCCAAUUUUAUUUUUUAUUUUCGUAAGCUCUCUGGAAAGUUUUGCUUUGUAUAAAUGUGAUAUUCUUACCUCCCUUUGUUUGUGUCAUUUACAGAAUUGUUUUUCUAACACUGGCCCUUGUUCUGACAGCAGAGCUGUAUUGUAUGAAUGCAAAUCUUUUGUUAUGUUGGAAUUGUACACAGUAGGCCAAUGCUGUAAUGUUGUGAGCAAAUUGAAAUGAUAAAACUCUUUAUCUGUUUGUUGUUGUCCACUAAGGAAUGAAAAAAUCAUGAGUAGUCAUAGAAGUCAUGAAAUGAUUCCUUACAUUAUUACUCAUAUUAACAUUAUGUUUUAAUCAUUAUGUAGAAUUAGAAUAAUUGAUAUUUCAACGUUGUUUUCAUCGUGCACUGAACUCGCUUGUUCCCAACAGCUAGAGUACGUCAUUUUCAGGUAGUGCAGACUGUGUAUUACCACCCGGCACAAAGCAACCAAGUGAUGCUCUCUAACACACCCA